AUGUCUACGGCCUGGGGGAAGGCCGGGCGCUUCACAGCCAAAGCACUUGGUAUCAAGCUUCAAGAUAAAGACCCGUACGAUGAGGUUACUCGGGGCGAGUCCAUCAUAUCCAACCAUACAACCAGUUCCUUCGUGGAAGAGCCACCCCAUACAUCCGAGUUCUUGAGGGAACUUGUCCCUUCUGGAAAGCAGUUGGGUGACUACGCUAUUUCCCUCUUUCCCUUCACGUCCUGGAUUGGUCACUAUAACCUACAAUGGCUCGUGGGCGAUCUUGUAGCCGGUAUCACUAUCGGUGCCAUUGUUAUUCCACAAGGCAUGGCAUAUGCCCAGCUUGCCAACCUUGAGCCGCAGUUUGGUCUCUACUCUUCCUUCAUGGGCGUCUUGAUCUACUGGUUCUUUGCCACUUCAAAAGAUAUCACAAUUGGCCCAGUUGCCGUCCUUUCCUCGCUGACAGGCGGUGUGGUUGCUAACGUCAUGGAGGAGCUUCCUGGUGUUCCGGGCCAUGUUAUCGCGUCUGCCCUUUCUAUCCUCUCCGGCGCCAUUGUGUUAUUUAUUGGCUUGAUCCGGUGCGGCUGGAUCGUCGAUAUCAUCUCGCUCACUGCCCUUUCGGCCUUCAUGACCGGUUCGGCACUCAACAUUGCCGUCGGACAGAUCCCUACCUUGAUGGGUAUCAAGGGCUUUUCUACCAGAGAUCCGGCGUACUUGGUCUUCAUCCACACCUUGCAAGGCUUGCCUCGUACCAAGCUGGAUGCUGCCAUGGGCUUGACAGCACUUUUCAUGCUUUACGGCAUCCGGUCGCUUUGCAACUAUGUUGCCAGACGUUGGCCGCAACACCAGCGAGUGGCCUUCUUCCUUUCAACGCUGAGAACAGUCUUUGUGAUUCUGUUGUACACCAUGAUCAGUUGGUUGGCGAACAAGGACCUCCCUAGAGGAACUUCCAAGUUCAAGAUUCUCUUCGACGUUCCCAGAGGUUUCAAGAACGCAGCUGUUCCCGUCCUUGACAAGGAACUCGCAAGCAAGCUUGCUGGCACCCUUCCCGCCACCGUCAUUGUUUUGUUGAUCGAGCACAUCGCCAUCGCCAAGUCAUUCGGCCGCAUCAACAACUACAGCAUUGAUCCCUCGCAGGAGAUGGUGGCUAUUGGUGUUACUAACAUGCUGGGCCCCUUCCUUGGUGGCUAUGCUGCUACAGGCUCGUUCAGCCGUACCGCCGUCAAGUCUAAGGCUGGCGUGCGCACUCCCUUCGCCGGUGUCAUCACUGCUAUCGUGGUAUUGCUGGCUAUUUACGCCUUGCCUGCCGUCUUCUACUACAUCCCGAACGCCUCACUCGCAGCCGUCAUUAUCCAUGCUGUCGGUGAUCUGAUCACCCCUCCCAACACCAUCUACCAGUUCUGGCUCGUCUCGCCUCUCGAAGUCAUCAUCUUCUUCGUCGGCGUUUUCGUCACCGUCUUCUCCACCAUCGAGAACGGUAUCUACUGCACAGUCUGCCUGUCAUUCGCCGUCCUCCUCUUCCGCAUUCUCAAGGCUCAGGGCCGCUUCCUCGGCCGUGUCAAGGUCCACUCUGUCCUCGGCGACCACGUCAUCGGCGAUGAUCCCCGGAAGCCCGUGGACGAAGGCUACGGCACCUUCGUCGGCGGCUCCUCGCAAGACGCCCCCUAUCGCAACAUCUUCCUCCCCAUCACGCACGCGGACGGCUCCAACCCGGAAAUCGAACUCGACAACCCCUACCCGGGCAUCUUCAUCUACCGCUUCUCCGAAGGCUUCAACUACCCCAACGCCAGCCACACGCUCGAAUACAUGGUGCGGUACAUCCACAAGAACACGCGCCGCACCACGCUCGCGCAAUUUGACCGGCUCGGCGACCGGCCCUGGAACGACCCCGGCCCGUCCAGGCGCAAGCUCAAGGUGGCCGCGCGCGCGGGCAUCGACUCGAACGAAAUCGGGGUCAACAUGCACCUCCCCACGCUCAAGGCCAUCAUCCUCGACUUUUCCUCGGUAAACAACAUAGAUAUCACGUCGGUCCAACAGCUCAUCGAUGUGCGCAACCAGCUCGACCGGUACGCCUCGCCCGAUGUCGUCGACUGGCACGUCGCCUGCAUCAGCAACCGCUGGACCAAGCGCGCCCUCGUCUCUGCCGGCUUCGGCUACCCCUCUGCCAACAUGCCCGACGGCCAGAUCAGGAGGUGGAAGUCCAUCUUCAGUGUGGCCGAGAUCGGCGGCGAGCAGAGCGCUGCCGCCACUGCCGAGCAGGAAGUCAACGAGAAGGAAUUCGGCCCUACCCUGUCCGCUCGCGGUCGUGUUGCUCAGCAACAGCAACAACGAGGAGGCGGUAACUCGAUGGACAUCGAAUCUGGUUCUGCCACCGAUGAUACCGAAGCCGUAGGCACGCUCAAGGCCACUGCCUCCGGUUCAGAAAGGGUACCCGGUGAUGCUGCGACUCACUCGCGGUUCGGUUCUAUCGGCAAUGGUGGCGGCCGCACCGUGGCCGUGCACGGUAUCAACAGGCCGCUGUUCCACGUCGACUUGACGAGCGCGCUGCAGAGCGCGAUUGCCAACGUGGAGGCUAGGGUGGAGUUCACUGGUACUGCGUCUUCGAUUAAGGGCGUUGAGCCUGUUGCUACGCCGACGCCCAUGUCGCAGAGUCAAGAGAACUUUGAGGGCGGUAGCACGUCUGGUGGAUCUCCGGGGACGGGGUCGAAGCCGCUGGGAGUUAGCCUGCCUCCUUAUGAGUUGGUUGAUCCAAGGAAGGAGGACCAGUCUCCUGGUUCUAAGCCUUGA
Messenger RNA from Sordaria macrospora k-hell, 2775 nucleotides. RefSeq lists its product as uncharacterized. Gene Ontology annotation, cellular component: plasma membrane. Gene Ontology annotation, biological process: transmembrane transport. Lineage: Eukaryota; Fungi; Ascomycota; Sordariomycetes; Sordariales; Sordariaceae. Gene Ontology annotation, molecular function: secondary active sulfate transmembrane transporter activity. The record is from RefSeq and is a predicted model, not a curated record.